CGUUUAACGACGUCGUAUCGGGUGCCUGAUGUGACCCUUCUUCGCCGGAAUAAGAUGCCAAAAUUUCCUAAUUAGCGAGCCGCUGCGAGAAAAGAUAAAUUUUCCGCAGUGCCGCCAUUGAUAUAUAUAUAUAUAUAUAUAUAUAGAAGGAGCUCAGAAGGCGUUGCUUCUUCGUCAUCCACUGAAGCUGCUCAAUCCUUGCCUUUUCUGCGGGGCUUAACCCUAACGAGCUCUCGCUGAAACGGAGAUGGCUUCUGUGGCGUUGACUCUGCCUUCUUCUUCUUCGUCGUUGUCGUCUCUGUCCGCUGCUGCCUCUCUCGACCACAGAGCGUUUGUGUCUAAUCAGUAUCGCUCGCGAAUGUGUUCCAGUGGCGGAGUUAGAUUUGAUCUGCCCGAGUCUCUGAAGCAUGUGAAUGGGAAACCAACAAUUCCAGUUGUUAGUGAACGGACGCUGCCCAAGUUCUUGGAGUCGGCUCGCAUGGAGAAAAGAGUUAAUAGAAGUAGUACGCGCUUGAAAUUGUUUUCUGGCUCUGCAAAUCGUUUACUUUCACAGGAAAUUGCCUGUUACAUGGGGCUGGAACUUGGAAAGAUCAACAUUAAGCGGUUUGCUGAUGGUGAAAUAUAUGUUCAAUUGCAAGAGAGUGUUAGAGGAUGUGAUGUAUUCCUAGUACAGCCCACCUGCCCCCCAGCCAAUGAGAAUCUCAUGGAGCUUUUAAUUAUGAUAGAUGCUUGUAGGAGAGCCUCAGCCAAAAAUAUUACUGCUGUGAUUCCAUAUUUUGGAUAUGCUAGAGCGGAUAGAAAGACUCAAGGGCGUGAAUCCAUUGCGGCCAAGCUUGUUGCCAACAUCAUUACGGAAGCUGGUGCAAAUCGUGUUCUUGCUUGUGAUCUUCAUUCUGGGCAAUCCAUGGGUUACUUCGAUAUUCCUGUGGAUCAUGUAAAUUGCCAUCCUGUGAUUCUCGACUAUCUUGCCAGCAAGAGGAUUUGUUCUAGUGAUUUGGUAGUGGUUUCUCCUGAUGUUGGAGGAGUUGCCAGAGCACGUGCUUUUGCUAAAAAGCUGUCUGAUGCACCUUUAGCUAUAGUGGACAAAAGGCGCCAUGGUCACAACGUUGCUGAGGUAAUGAACCUGAUUGGUGACGUGAAAGGAAAGGUUGCAGUUAUGGUCGAUGACAUGAUUGACACAGCUGGAACUAUUACGAAAGGAGCUGAACUGCUCCAUCAAGAGGGAGCCCGAGAAGUUUAUGCUUGUUGCACCCAUGCUGUUUUCAGCCCCCCUGCCAUUGAGAGGUUGUCCAGUGGCUUCUUUCAAGAGGUGAUAGUUACAAACACAAUUCCAGCCCCUAAAACUCACUUCCCUCAGUUGACAGUCCUCUCAGUCGCCAACUUGAUGGGCGAAACCAUUUGGCGCGUUCACGAUGACUGUUCGGUCAGUAGCAUUUUUCAAUAAACCCCCCCAACGGAAUCACAGAACUUCAGUUACUGCCCCAUUUAUUUAUGGAGGUUAUGAAGCCAGCUUAUUUUAUCCUUGGCAUAUAGUUAGUUCCCUUCUUCGUGACCCCAAAAAAAUGAAACUAAGGCCCUCCCUGACUGAAAGUGUCAUGUUUACAAGAGAAUAGGUUGCCAAUCUUAUGGCAGGUUCCAUAUAAUAGAUUAGUUAGCUCAUGAAAUACUGUCUUUCAGAAUUGAAAGUGGGUUUUUGGGUGGACCCUAAAUCAAGGUUUCUGUCAUUCAGCAGCUUCCUUGAAUGUAUAAAUAUAUCCGAGUCUCAUUUUCGUUGUCUUUAAUUAUAAGCAUUUGCAAUUUUGAGCCUA
This is a messenger RNA of Momordica charantia (bitter melon), 1808 nucleotides long. RefSeq names its product phosphoribosyl pyrophosphate (PRPP) synthase 2 (gene PRS2). Gene Ontology annotation, biological process: ribonucleoside monophosphate biosynthetic process; purine nucleotide biosynthetic process; 5-phosphoribose 1-diphosphate biosynthetic process. Gene Ontology annotation, molecular function: ribose phosphate diphosphokinase activity; magnesium ion binding. The record is from RefSeq and is a predicted model, not a curated record. Gene Ontology annotation, cellular component: cytoplasm; ribose phosphate diphosphokinase complex. NCBI's taxonomy places the organism in Eukaryota, Viridiplantae, Streptophyta, Magnoliopsida, Cucurbitales, Cucurbitaceae.